GCUGCAGAUCACCCCAUGCUCGAGUGUUUGUCCCGGCCGCACGUGGGAGGCAGCUGGAACGAAGGCAGGGGCUUCCCGGUGAUGCUGCGCCAGCACCGCGCACCCCCGGCCCCGCAGCCGGCUCGGGGCUGGAGUGACCCGCCCGGGAGAAGGGCUCCGGACAGUCCCGGCCAGCGCUGGCACUGCCCGCGACGGCGCUUGGGCGCGGACCCGCCGGGGUCACUGCCAGCGGUGGUGUCUGCAGGCAGGGAACAGGGGCAGGGAACAGAGGCAGGGAACACCGGCAGGGAACAGGGGCAGGGAACACCGGCAGGGAACAGGGGCAAGGAUCACGGGCAGGGACCACGGGCAAGAGCCGCAGGCAGGGAUUGCAGGCAGCGAUUGCGGGCAGGGAUUGCGGGCAGUCCCCGCUCCGCCCCGGCGGUGACGGCAGCGGGGGGGGCCGCGGGCAGCACCGCCCCGGGCUGGGCGGUCGCCGGGGCCGGAGCCGAGGCUGCGCUGCCGCCCGGGCCGGGCCGCGCCGCCGCAGCAGCCGCCGGGGCAGCGGGGCCGGAGCCGGUCGGGGCCGGGCGGCGGGGCCGGGUCCCCCCGCAGGGCGCGAUCCGCGGAGCCCCCGGGGGGCGGCGGGACCCCCGCGCAGCAGCUCCGAUGUCGGCGCAGGAGCCGCCCCGGCCGCCCCCGGCCGAGCCCCCGGAGCCCGAGCCCGGCGGGCGGUACGAGGCGGUGGUUCCGCACUGGUUCUACUGCAAGGUCACGGACUCGCGGGAGCGGUGGGUCCCCUUCAGCGCGCAGGACUCGGAGCGGCUGGAGGAGGCGCACGGCGCAGGGAAGGACCAGGAGGAUGUGGUUGUCCCGACGUCGGGGGGCAGGUACGACGUGCACCUGAAGCAGCGGCAGCGCGUGGCCGUGUACUGGCAGGAGGAGGUGUCCGAAGUGCGUCGCUGCACCUGGUUUUACAAGGGAGACAAGGACAAUAAGUAUAUUCCCUACUCGGAGUCCUUCAGCGAGGAACUGGAGGAAGCUUACAUGAUUGCCGUGACCCUGGAUGAGUGGAAGAAGAAGCUGGAGUCCCCCAGCAGAGAAGUUAUUAUCCUGCACAACCCAAAGCUGAUGGUGCACUACCAUCCUGUCGCCAGCUCCGACGACUGGGUCUCCACUCCCACAGAACAAGGUCGACCCCGGACUGUGAAGAGAGGAGUGGAGAACAUUGCUGUGGAGAUCCCCAACGGAGAGCCCCUGCAGAUCGACCACCUGGUGUUCGUGGUGCACGGGAUCGGCCCGGCCUGCGACAUCCGCUUCCGCAGCAUCGUGCAGUGCGUGAAUGACUUCAGGAACGUGUCCCUGAGCAUGCUGCAGGCACACUUCAGGAAGGCCCAGGAGCAGCAGCAGGUCGGCCGGGUGGAGUUCCUGCCCGUGAACUGGCACAGCUCCCUCCACUCCACUGGUGUGGACGUUGACCUGGAGCGGAUCACACUGCCCAGCAUCAACCGCCUGCGUCACUUCAUCAACGACACCAUCCUGGACGUGUUCUUCUACAACAGCUCCACCUACUGCCAGACCAUCGUGGACACAGUGGCCUCGGAGAUGAACCGCCUGCACCAGCUCUUCAUGCAGAGGAACCCGCUCUUCAAGGGGGGGGUCUCCAUCGCGGGGCACAGCCUGGGGUCGCUCAUUCUGUUUGAUCUCCUGACGAACCAGAAGGCUGACCCCGAGGAGGAGGAGCACAGUGCACAGGGGUCCACGACAACCUCAAGCAAUGGGGGUAUUAAGGAAGUAAAAGAAAUUCUGAAGAACCUGGAGCUCUCUGAGUAUUGUGAUGUUUUUGAGAAGGAGAAAAUGGACAGGCAAGCACUGUUCUUGUGCACAGAGAACAACCUUAAAGAAAUGGGAAUUCCCUUAGGACCAAGAAUGAAGAUACUCCAUUACAUCAGCUCCAAGGCAAACACACAGGAUCAGAGCUCAGCAGCUCCCAGGCACGGCGAGGAGCGCAGAGCUGAGCCGGGGUCCCCGUCACAGCACGACCCAGAGAGCACAGAGGGUGUUGGGAACUGCCAGUACAGGGACGUUGGCCUAGGACAGGUCUCAGCAAACUACCCCCAGCUGAACUACAAGCCCACCAUCUUCUUUGCCUUCGGGUCUCCCAUCGGGAUGUUCCUCACAGUGCGAGGAGUGAAGCGCAUCGACCCGAACUACAGCCUGCCCACCUGCAAGGGCUUUUUCAACAUCUUCCACCCCUUUGACCCCGUUGCCUAUCGGAUCGAGCCCAUGAUCGUCCCAGACCUGGAGUUCGAGCCCAUGCUGCUGCCCCACCACAAGGGCAGGAAGAGGAUGCACCUCGAGCUGAAGGAAGGGCUGACACGCAUGAGCGUGGACCUGAAGAACAACUUGCUGGGGUCGCUGAGGGUGGCCUGGCAGUCCUUCACCCGCGCCCCAGUGCCAGCCCUGGAGGCCAGGAGCACCGACGCCGAAGCAGAGGCAGAGGCUGGCAUGGAGAAGCAGCCAGACACAAAGCCAGAGGAGCCCCCUGCAGCAGUGAAGGAAGAGGCCCCGCUCAUUAACGUGGGGAGGCUGAACGGGGGGAACCGCAUCGACUACGUGCUGCAGGAGAAGCCAAUAGAGAGCUUCAACGAGUAUCUCUUUGCACUCCAAGGCCAUCUCUGCUACUGGGAGUCAGAGGACACAGUUCUGCUGGUUCUGAAGGAGAUCUACCAGACACAAGGCAUCACACUGGAUCAGCCUUUGCAAGGAAGCCAGUGACCAACCUGUGCUGUUCUGGCUAUCCAAUUCCACUGAAUACUCACCAGGAAAGUCCAGAUCUCUUCUCUGCCUUCCUCUCUCCUCUGCUGCCGUGUCCUGCAUGCUGCUUCCCAAGUACUUGCUGCUACCUGGAGAUAAGGAUGGAUUUUCCUCCAUUUUGGGUAGGGGUGGUGGGGGGUAAAACUAUCAAGGGAAAACACUUCUGCUCGAACACACACAGAACCCGCAUGGUGACUCCCUGUGGCAACGUGUACUCUUAACCCUCCACCCUGUGAGCCCCCACACCAGCUCCUCCAGCACUGCAGCACACGAGCUGUCCAGGCUCAGAACUCACCGAGGGGCUGACCCUGCUCCUGGCCCAGUGAGGACACUCACAGCCUGGGACCUUGAGGAGCAAAAAGCCUUAACCACGCAGCCUGGAGGGAGCUGCAGCAGCCUUGGAGCGGGGGAGAUUGCUGACUGCUCACACAGAGCACCCGGCGCCAGGACUGCCAGGGCCCAGGCUGCUGCUGAGCCAGCAGGAUCUGUUCACCAGCCCCCCUCAUCUGCACUGCUGCUGCAUGUUUGUGCACCCCUGGGCCGUGCCGGGCGGGUGCCCCAUAAACCACGUCGUGAGAGCGGCAUGUUCGUGCUCCUGCUGUGCUGUGUUGGUAGUGACGUCCCACCACCCUCACCCAGCCCACGCUGGCAAACCAGGGGCCUCCCCCCCGGUGCUGACCACGCCAGUGCCCAGCUGUACCUGAGGAAAGCUCCACCUCCACGUCAGACUGCAGCCAGGCUGGGGACAGCAGCUGCUCCUGGGCAGUCUGGAGGCCUGGGCCAGCCCUCAGUGCCCUGCAGGGACAGAGCAGCGCUGCUGGCCCGGGGGCUCUCAGGUGGCCACAGGGAUCUUGCCAGUCGUUGUUUUUAGCUUUAAAUGUACAAAAUACAGCCAGCAAAGUCAGAGCCCAGAUCCACAGGGUCUGGGCACAGCAGCAGUGACACCAGCUCUGCAGGCAGUUCAGUCUGCAGCUGCCUUGGAGCCCUGCUCUGAGGGGGACAGGGCCAGAGAGCCCCUGUGCUCCCUCCCUGGCCACCAAACCCCCCUGGGCUGGCUCAGUGCCUGGGCUGGGGCUCCAGUGCUGUGUGAGGUGUUGCUGUGCAGCCUUUAGAAGAGCCAAACCACUUUCCCUCCCGCUGACUUUUGCCCUGCACGGGGUAAGGAGCCUUCUUCCCCCACAGCCUGUUGGUUUGUACUGCCCGUUAUUUGCACUACUGGAAGGGUUUUGUUUGCAGCCUCCAUCCCUCCUCCCCUCCCAAGGAACAGAAGCUGUUCUUUACCUGACUGCAGGAACAGCCAAGCUGCUCAGCUGGCACCUGAACUACUGCUGGCUAAAGCCUCCUACGGGAGUAGGAAAAGGAACAGUCUUAACAUGGGACACUAAUGAUCAGCUUUUUAAGUUAUGCACUUUGUUAAAAAAAAAAAAGUUAAAUACAUUUUAAAUGUUAUUUAAUGUCUUUUCCAGUAAAAGCCAAAAUAAAUAAGUAGAUGACUGUGGUA
Molecule: messenger RNA, 4297 nt
Organism: Pseudopipra pipra
Lineage: Eukaryota; Metazoa; Chordata; Aves; Passeriformes; Pipridae
Gene: DDHD2
Product: DDHD domain containing 2
Exons: 17
Coding region: 16-2757 (913 amino acids)
Cellular component (GO): COPII-coated ER to Golgi transport vesicle; cytoplasm
Molecular function (GO): glycerophospholipase activity; metal ion binding; protein binding
Source: RefSeq, a predicted model, not a curated record